Macrobrachium nipponense is the source of this 1485-nucleotide messenger RNA. Its product is annotated as fibrous sheath CABYR-binding protein-like. The record is from RefSeq and is a predicted model, not a curated record. The transcript has 2 exons. The coding region runs from base 1 to 1485 and encodes 494 amino acids. NCBI's taxonomy places the organism in Eukaryota, Metazoa, Arthropoda, Malacostraca, Decapoda, Palaemonidae.
AUGGCCUGCUGUUGGACAGACUUACAGCUGUUGAUGGGCCUGCUGCUGUUGACCAAGACUUCACAGCAUUUGCUGAUGGGACCUGCUGCUAUUGACAGACUUACAGCUGUUGAUGGGCCUGCUGCUGUUGACAGACUUACAGCUGUUGACAGACUUACAGCUGUUGAUGGGCCUGCUGCUGUUGACAGACUUACAGCUGUUGACAGACUUACAGCUGUUGAUGGGCCUGCUGUUGUUGACAGACUUACAGCUGUUGAUAGGCCUGUUGUAGUUGAUAGACUUAUAGCUGUUGAGGGUCCUCCUGCUGUUGACAGACUUACAGCUGUUGAUGGGCCUGCUGCUGUUAACAGACUUACAGCUGUUGGUGGGCCUGCUGCUGUUGACAGACUAGCAGCCUGUUGCUUGGUUCCUGAUGCUGUUGACAGACUUACAGCUGUUGAUGGGCCUGCUGCUGUUGACGACUUACAGCUGUUGAUGGGCCUGCUGCUGUUGACAGACUUACAGCUGUUUGACAGACUUACAGCUGUUGAUGGGCCUGCUGCUGUUGACAGACUUACAGCUGUUGAUAGGCGUGUUGUAGUUGACAGACUUAUAGCUGUUGAGGGUCCUCCUGCUUUUUACAGACUUACAGCUGUUGAUGGGCCUGCUGCUGUUAACAGACUUACAGCUGUUGAUGGGCCUGCUGCUGUUGACAGACUUACAGCUGUUGAUGGGCCUGCUGCUGUUGACAGACUUACAGCUGUUGAUGGGCCUGCUGCUGUUGACAGACUUACAGCUGUUGAUGGACUUACAGCUGUUGACAGACUUACAGCUGUUGAUGGGCCUGCUGCUGUUGACAGACUUACAGCUGUUGAUGGGCCUGCUGCUGUUGACAGACUUACAGAUGUUGAUGGGCCUGCUGCUGUUGACAGACUUACAGCUGUUGAUGGGCCUGCUGCUGUUGACAGACUUACAGCUGUUGAUGGGCCUGCUGCUGUUGACAGACUUACAGAUGUUGUCAGGAUUGCUGCUGUUGAUAGGCCUCCUGCUGUUGACAGACUUACAGCUGUUGAUGGGCGUGCUGGUGUUGAUUGGCCUGCUGCUGUUGACAGACUUACAGAUGUUGACAGGAUUGCUGCUGUUGAUGGGCCUGCUGCUGUUGACAGACUUACAGAUGUUGACAGGAUUGCUGCUGUUGAUGGGCCUGCUGCUGUUGACAGACUUACUGCUGUUGAUGGGCCUGCUGCUGUUGAUAGACUUACAGCUGUUGACAGACUUACAGCUGUUGAUGGGCCUGCUGCUGUUGACAGACUUACAGCUGUUGAUGGGCCUGCUGCUGUUGACAGACUUACAGCUGUUGAUGGGCCUGCUGCUGUUGACAGACUUACAGCUGUUGAUGGGCCUGCUGUUGUUGACAGACUUAGAGCUGUUGAUGGGCCUGCUGCUGUUGACAGACUUACAGCUGUUGAUGCGUACUUGCUGCUGUUGACAGACUUACAGCUGUGA